AUGGGUUGCACAUAUUCUGUACACGCAGUUGGAAGCAGGGAGAAGAAGAAGAAUAUUCCUGAAGUUUCGAUCUUUGUCCCCUCAAUGCGUGUUCCCGGGCAAUGUGAUGUUCAGAGGACGCUUAGACGCCUAAUACCGACAGAUCUUGCCGAUAGAAUAAGUUCACUUCGGAAUCAGAUCGUGUUAGUGGCAGAGGACACUGGUGGGUCUGCUAUUCCCGAAUUACAACGAGCACUGGAGGAGUACUUGCCUCUUCUAGUUGGCCUAACUGCCAAAGAUCAUGGUCUUCAAGAAUUAGUGGAAUUCAAGUGGAGAAGUUUACAAGAUGGACGGCAAGAAGCCUGUGUCGCAAACUCCUGGUUUGAAGUGCUCUCUGUUCUCCACAUGAUGGCUAUGUUGACAUUGACGGAGGCGAAUUCAAUACUGAUUCCUACGAAUCAUGCUGGUUCUUCUGAAAGAGUUGUAUCCGCAGCGAGUGUACUGCCAGAAAGCAUGAGGGAUGCUGUUGAUUUAUUGCUGAAGGCAGCUGGCUACUUGGAAUUUUGUGUCCGGGAGGUUCUCCUUCACAUACCACCUGAUAUUAAGAAUAGGUUGCCGAAAGAUUUGCAGGAGAAUGUCUUAGAGACUAGUUUCAUUCAAGCACUAGGGCAGGGAACUGAAAUGCAGCUCAGUUUAGCCGUUGGAAGUCAAAAUGCCACUUUAUCAGUGAAAAGGAGGCUGGCUUGUGAACAGUUGAGCUAUUUUGGGCAGGCUCAUUACUGCUUGUCUGGAUACAACAACAAUAAUGGACAUGGGAAGAAGCAUCUGUUGUUCAUCAAAUGGAAGUACCUUGAAGCGAAGGCUGCAGCUUAUUAUUUCCAUGGUCUAAUACUUGACAAGGGUACCGAACCAGCAAGCCACGUUAGUGCUGUGUGUUGUUUCCUUGCUGCUGACGAACUACUAGCAGAGAGCAAGAAGGCAUGUUUAAGCUUUUGCCUUGCAGUUCCUGUGACCAGGGCUCCUCCACUCCAGGGUGCUAUGAAGCAUUUAAAUAGGAAAAUUCCUGAAACUGCAUCUAGGAAGUCUCAGAUGUAUGGCUCCCUUAUAGACCAAGACAAGGGUCUCCAAAUCUUACCCGAUCUUCCAGAAUUUCAGCAGUCACUAAAACCUGAUGACUAUGAGUUGCCUGAAAUAGAUUCAGCAUGGGAUAGUAAAAAAUGGGAGAUGCCAGGUCUAAUCCUGAAAGAGCACCUUAACGACAGUGAAGAGGAGAUGAUACCUGAAUGA
Messenger RNA from Ilex paraguariensis (yerba mate), 1266 nucleotides. The record is from the annotation of a GenBank genome assembly. Lineage: Eukaryota; Viridiplantae; Streptophyta; Magnoliopsida; Aquifoliales; Aquifoliaceae.